UUUCCGAACAGCGGCGCGUGGGAGAAUGGAGCGCAAGAGCUGCCUACGCACGGGAGUUGUCUUCCUUGUGAUUGCCGCGCUGCUGGCCAACUUGGUUGUGCUGAUGCAGCAGCAGAAGGCAGAGGCGCAACAGCAUGUGAUCGAAGAUGAGGCCAAACCGGCCAAUCUCGUCGCAGCGGAGGAGCAGGCUCGGCUGGCAGCCAUCGCCGAGCUCGAGGCCGCCAAGAUCCAGCUGCAAGACGCCACCGCCAAGCGCGCGGAGCUGGAGAGCGCGGCGAUAGUGGCAAAGAACCAGGUGGAGGACGCUCAGAAGGCACUCCUCGCAAUGCAGACCGAGCUGAGUGCUGCCACGCAGCGCGCCAACGACGCCCAGAAGCUGCUGGAGCAGCGGAACGGCGAGCUGUUCACCUUACAAACCUCAACGAGCGAGCUUGAGAGGCAAGCCAAGGCUGCUGCGCUCCAAACCAUCGAGUCGCUUCAAAAAGAACUCGAUGCGGCAAAGCUCGAAUCGGACAGCAUUCGAACGCAGCUGGAUGCAGCAAAGCUCGAGCUUGAGAAACAGCCCACGGGAGGCGUUGCCACACCGGUGUCGCAACCCGAAACGCACCCGUUGGCUGGCUACUUCCAGGACAUGGCUGCUGUCGCGCGCAUCUUCAUGUCCACGCCCAAGCCCGAGCAGCUGGCCAAGGAUGCACCUCGCGUCUUUAUCGAGUUGGCUGGCCACUUGCGCUCGCAAUCCAAAAACCUGGUCAACUUUGCUUCCCUUGUCGAGUCAUUCCAGCGCCAAGGGGCGAACGUUUUUCUGAGCGAGUACACCUGGACUCUCAUCGACGACAAUCAAGCCAAAACUUGGUGGAAAGGGGAUCCAGCCGGCUACGUCGAGGGGCAAACCGCACGGUAUGGACAACCUGUGGAUAUCAUUCGUGAGCAGAUCGAACCCGAGCUUGCUCGUCUCCAUGUGCCCUAUCUGAUCGUCGUGGGCCAAUCUGGCGAAGAGCGAGGCGAUGCACCAUUCAACCGUCUUCGCAGUUGGAUUGGCGCUCACCGGGCCACCAACAAACUGGCCAAAGCGCUGAACAUGAGCGAGCCGCGUCCAGACGAUAUUUUGAUCUUCACGCGUCCAGACAUCUUGCUCGACUCUAGUAUUGACCUCAGCACUCUCGCUCCCUACUUUCAGCGCAAUCCAAUGACGGCAUUUGUUCUGGGGCAUGUUCCCAACCAACCAGGAUCAAAGUAUGAUCCAUCCGACGUUAUCUGGAUUACUACACGCAGGGCUCAGGACGCGCUGAUGCACUCUGUACUGUAUCUCAACGAAGAAAACAAAGGACCAGGCGCAUACGGCGGCUCCGGACCCAUGCACCCUUUCCAAGUCAUGUUUUUCAAAUGCAGCCCUGUGACGGCUCGUUACCUGCCUUCCAGCUUCCGCAUUUUCAUCCAUCGGUUGCACGAUGAUAUGGUAGCCCUUCCACACCAGUCAACGCCAUACACUGGCGCCCACCCAGUCAACGCACCCAUCGAUAUAGUCAGCUCUCAGCAGUGUAAAAAGCCCUUCUUUGGAUACACACGCGAGAGCCUCGGUCCCAAGGAUGCAAACCACAAUGAAAUCACCUCCGUACUGCAAAUGCAACGCCAAAGCUCACCACUGACGGUCGAGAUCGCUACUCAAAAGACAACCUUUCGGUCACCCAACCUGGACGACCAGACUGACCAAGUUCUGUAUUGCCCCUAUCUGGACCCUGCACCUGGAUUUACUCCGGGGUACGAAGGCGUCCUUGCUAAGGGUGAGCUUGUUUCUCCUUAUAUUCUUUGAUGUCAAUCGCUUACUUGACGUCCAAUGUUUACAAACUGUUGACAUUAACCAUAAAACAUACAAUUCACUCUCGGCA
Capsaspora owczarzaki ATCC 30864 is the source of this 1886-nucleotide messenger RNA. RefSeq lists its product as hypothetical. NCBI's taxonomy places the organism in Eukaryota, Filasterea, Ministeriida, Capsasporidae. Bases 26 to 1810 code for a protein of 594 amino acids. The record is from RefSeq and is a predicted model, not a curated record. The transcript is spliced from 2 exons.